Molecule: messenger RNA, 6132 nt
Organism: Stegastes partitus (bicolor damselfish)
Lineage: Eukaryota; Metazoa; Chordata; Actinopteri; Pomacentridae
Gene: foxp2
Product: forkhead box P2
Exons: 17
Coding region: 244-2229 (661 amino acids)
Biological process (GO): regulation of transcription by RNA polymerase II
Cellular component (GO): nucleus
Molecular function (GO): RNA polymerase II cis-regulatory region sequence-specific DNA binding; DNA-binding transcription repressor activity, RNA polymerase II-specific
Source: RefSeq, a predicted model, not a curated record
AGAGAGCUGACAUCGCUGGACUCCUUCCCCUCUUGUGACGGACAACAACAGCAAGUUCUUCCCCUUAGGGAUGAAAUAUGCACACUCUGCGCCCGUAGAAAAAAGCAGACGACACACACUGUAAAGUGCAAAGUGGCCCUACAAGCAGCGAGGCAAUUACUCUUGCAGCAGCCAGGCAGUGGCCUGAAAUCUCCAAAGAGUCAGGACAAGCAGCGUCCACUGCAGGUUCCAGUGUCAGUGGCCAUGAUGAGUCCCCAGGUGAUCACGCCGCAACAGAUGCAGCAGAUCCUCCAGCAGCAGGUGCUUUCCCCCCAGCAGCUCCAGGCCCUGCUCCAGCAGCAGCAAGCCGUGAUGCUGCAGCAGCAACACCUGCAGGAAUUUUAUAAGAAACAACAGGAGCAGCUCCAUCUGCAGCUUCUCCAGCAGCAACACCCUGGCAAGCAGGCUAAAGAGCAACAGCAGCAGCAGCAGCAGCUGGCCGCCCAGCAGCUCGUCUUCCAGCAGCAGCUCCUGCAGAUGCAGCAGCUCCAACAGCAGCAGCACCUGCUCAACAUGCAGCGGCAGGGCCUGCUCUCGCUGCCUGGGCCCGCUCCAGGCCAGGCCGCCCUGCCCGGACAGACCCUGCCCCCACAAGCUGGCUUAAGCCCCGCAGAGCUCCAGCAGUUGUGGAAGGACGUGACCGGAGGCGGCGGUCACACCAUGGAGGACAACGGCAUCAAACACAGCAACAGCGGCACCGGCACCGGCGUGAGCGGCGGCGGCGGUUUAGACCUCUCCACCAACAACUCUUCUUCAACUACCUCCUCCUCCAAUCCCGCCAAAGCAUCGCCGCCCAUCUCUCACCAUUCCAUCGCCAACGGACAGUCUCCGGCCCUCAACCACAGACGAGAGAGGGAAAGGGAAAGGGAGCGAGAGAGUACACUACAUGAAGAAAGCGGAGGGACCCACCCCCUGUACGGUCAUGGCGUGUGCAAGUGGCCCGGCUGUGAGAACAUCUGCGAGGACUUUGGACAGUUUUUGAAGCACCUAAACAGUGAACAUGCCCUCGACGACCGGAGCACGGCCCAGUGUAGAGUCCAAAUGCAAGUCGUACAGCAGCUGGAAAUACAGCUUUCUAAAGAACGCGAGCGUCUUCAGGCGAUGAUGACCCACUUGCACAUGCGGCCCUCAGAACCCAAGUCAUCUCCCAAACCACUUAACUUGGUGUCCAGCGUCACCAUGUCCAAGAACUUGCCGUCAGCAUCGCCCCCCAACUUACCUCAGACACCCACCACGCCCACAGCGCCGAUCACACCCAUGGCCGCCAUGCCCCAGGUGCCGUCAGUACUGGGAGGAGCAAACGUUCCCAGCAUGGGAGCCAUGCGCAGACGCCACUCAGACAAAUACUCCAUGCCUUUGUCGUCAGAGAUUGCCCCAAACUACGAGUUUUAUAAGAACGCAGAUGUCAGACCGCCAUUUACUUAUGCAACCCUCAUAAGACAGGCUAUCAUGGACUCUGCCGACAUGCAGUUAACGCUUAAUGAAAUCUACAGCUGGUUCACGCGCACGUUCGCCUACUUCAGACGCAAUGCCGCAACUUGGAAGAACGCCGUUCGCCACAACCUCAGUCUGCACAAGUGCUUUGUGCGUGUGGAGAACGUGAAGGGGGCGGUGUGGACGGUAGAUGAGGUGGAGUACCAGAAACGCAGGUCGCAGAAGAUCACAGGAAGCCCAUCACUUGUCAAGAACCUGCCCUCCAGUCUUGGCUAUGGAACUGCACUAAAUGCCAGCUUACAGGCUGCCCUGGCGGAGACCUCCCUGCCUCUGCUGGGGACCCCCGGGCUCAUGAACAGCGGUUCCACAGGCCCGAUGGGAGGCAGCUGCCACGGCCUCCUCGGCGGAGACCCGUCCGUACUGACCGGCGGGAGUCCACCCGGGCUGUUGGGCGGGAGUCCGCCCGGCUUGCUGGGCGGCAGCCCCCCGGUCACGCUGAGCGGCAGCCCCCCCACCCUGUUGCAGUCCGCCCACGACGAGCUCAACGGCUCACUCGACCACCUUGACACCAACGGACACAGCAGCCCCGGAUACUCCCCUCCAGUACACAUGCCACCCGUUCACGUUAAGGAGGAGCCGCUUAAUAUGGACGACGACGACUGUCCGAUGUCACUCGUGACGACAGCCAAUCACAGUCCAGAGCUGGAUGACGACCGGGAGCUGGAGGAAGGGAACUUAUCGGAAGACCUGGAGUGACUAGGAUACAGUUUUUGGCGAACGUAUCCCUUCACCCAACCGCACUGUUUCUCUCACACAGACCUCCUGCAAGACUAGAAACCACUCCACAGUCCAAGCAACCACAGCUGACUCUCUCUUUGUCUCUCUCACCACUGGGACUAUUUAUUGAGCAUGUAUCCGGAUAGAGACCGGUCCAAAGGAACUCUUUGUUGCAGCCCUUUGGGAUCCCCAAACAUGACAGGCAUGAGAUGUCUGAUUUAAAAGAAAAAAAAACAAAUUAACUCUUUGAGACCUGUUUCAUUAGGGAUGGCGUGGCCACAUACAGUAUCAAGGAUGACGGACUCAUGGAUGGGGAAAAAAAAAAAACAUGAAACAAAUGAGCAAAUCAUUUUCCGUUGAAAGCUAGCGGCCUCAUAUACUGCCAAAAAGGAAGACAUUUUAUGUUUGUGAAUAAUCCAACCCACAGUAGUUGUUAAUGUCUAGAGACAAUUGCUGGUUCAAUUCAAGUUGUUGCUCUGUUAUCAUUUGCACAGGAGUAGUCUCAGAAAUUUGUGUCACUGCCUGUAUGUUGCUACUAUUAUGAAAACCAGUAUAUUAUUUUCAGCUUUCUUUUCUUUUCUUUUUCUUUUUUUUUUUUUUUCCAGCCAUUGUUAUUUUCCAAAAAUAUGAUUUAGGACACCACCAACUGUAAAUGCCAUUUCCCUGAAUCACACCAGUAACGGAACUGCGGUACCAAGACUGUUGUUGCAGCUGUCCAGAAAAAAAACAAAAAGAGAAAAGGUUGGCUUCCAGUCUGUUAUCUGUUUGUGAUCAAAAGUUCGAAAAAAAACUGGAAAUUAAGUUGGGAGGGGGAUAAAGAAAAAAAAAAAAACACACAGUUUCUUUAAAGCACCAUUUACAAAACAAAUGCAUUUCUGCAUAAUUUUCUUCUCGCUGUUCUCCUUACCUCCUCGUUCUAAAGCUUUGUCUACCUGCAAACAGUCACAGGCAACAGCUAGAAACCAAAGCCAACACUAGCAAUGGCCAAUAGCUUAUAGACAGAAGCCACCAAACUCCUCUUGGUCCGCCUUCUGUGACUUUAAACUAGUACAAAGAGAAGCUUUUGUUCCGCAAACUACCUUGGAAUAACCUCUGGGAUUGUUUCAUUUAGCCCUAUACAAAGAUGAUCAUGAGAAGAAAGAGAGAGGGGAAAUAAAUGCUGAUUUUGAUGUGUAAUUUGAUAACUCAUAAAACGUCCACUUUGGGGGAUUUUCUGCCAGAUGUACUGUAGGUGAAAAAAAAAAAAGAAAGGUGAUGUGAUAUUUUGAACUGCAGGCAUUUAUGUGAUUUAACUGGUAGAGAGCAGCUAACUGUAAAAGUGGAUCAUGACCAAAACAAAACAUUUGUGUAUUCAAUGGAAGUGCAGAAACAUUGUGUUGUUGUGAAGUUUAGUUGAAUUUUUAUUUUUUUAAAAAGAAGCUUUUUUUUUUUUUUGUUACGCAUUACACAUCAGAAGUCAUUCUUUUUUAUUUUGGGAUUUUUUUUUAAUUUUAUUUUUUCUAACCUGGUGAAUAUGUAUUGUUCUAAGUGGGACUGUCAAAAUAAUGUCACGUCUUAUUUCCGUGGCGGUUUUUGUUCUGAGCCGCGUCGAAACCGAAACUGAAAACAUCGCUAACCAAACAUGAAAAAUAUCUAGUGAAGCCAAAUAAGUCAUGAUUUCAAGUUAAUAUGAAAUGAUGUGGCUUGGUUACCAUGUAAAAGCAAAUAGUAAUAGCCAUUGCAGAAGAGGAUAUCUAAGGUGAAGGGUAACCUUUUCUAGGUGAUAUUUGCUUUAAACUUCAUCGAAUACUCAUCGUGUGGGUCACAGCUUCUAAACUAUAUAGACACGAGCGGCGUUGGCACUCGUCUACUCUGUAUAGGUAGCCAGCUUUUUAUAACACACUCGGUAUUUCUAGCGACUAAAGAGAAGUAGUUAUUGUCGGAAACUACGUCCCAUCAUUUUCCUCACAGCCAAUGUCAUCUAGAAAAGUGUUGUUGCUUUAAUGGUCAUUUCUGUUUUCAGUAAACCAAAGUUACACAAAAUUCUGCCUCCUCUUGUAUGGGAUAAAGGAAUCCUAAAAAAAAAAACAAAAAAAAAAGAAACACACACACCCUGUCGGAGACUAGCAUACAUGUGCGUGAACACAAACACACACACACACACACACACACACAAACAGACCCCCUGAUGCUUUUGGUCUGCCAACUUUCUUGUUUUGGUUUGAAUCUCCAGCUGCAGGAAAAAAAAAAAAGAAGCUGUCAAAGAAACCGACGUGGCUUUGGUUGUCGCGCUGCAGCAGCGGGCGACGCGUCUGCCUGUUUUGACCAAAAUGGAAACACACUGUGCAUAUGUUGUUUUCAAGUGUUGUUGCGCCAAGCCAAGGAAGCGGCCGCGAGAGCUUAACACACACAGACACGUGCAGUCCUGUACAAAACACACACAGCAUGUAAAGCACACACACAUAUACCCACACACACACACACACACAUGUGCCAGUCCCACGUCAAGAGGGGACUGGGCCCAGGAACAAAGCUUAUCCCUUCAAUACUUAGCUGGAGUCAGCAAAACGACUUGAAGACGACGUCCUUAAUAAUCUUAUCACACCAAAUAAAAAGGACGCUGCGUCUUUCAACAAAAAAAAAAAAAGCAAAAAGGAAAAAAAAAAAAGGAAAAAAAAAAAAAAAAAAGGGUUCUCCCACUUACCCAAAAAGGCUUUCUAAAAGCUUCUACCUCUGCACAACAAAAAUUCAGAACAAUUAUGACAGAUUGCACGAAGUUACGAGAAUGCCACAAGAAGCUGUUACACUUUACUACGCUUGUCUCAUAGGACGUGGCUCAAACCAACGUUUACAUUCCCUGCGUCAAGAUAUGGAAGAUUUGCAUUGUAAUAGGUUGUCCUCAAACAUUUGUAGAAUGAUAAUGUAUAGAUUACCUGUAAGGGAAUAUUGUGUUUUAAAAAUGCAUGUCUAAAAAUCAUUUGGUGGACUGGAAACAAGAACUAAUAAAAAGAAUAUAAUAAAAAUCAUCGGGAUGAUGGCCUAAAUGUACGUACAAUGCAUCGGAGUGCAUUACCUCAGAUAUACUGUUUUGGGAGGGAUAAAACCUGUCAGCCACAGAAUGCAUAUUACCUGUAGAUUUGCAUGGGUUUUGUAUAAAUUAAGUAAAAAAAAAAAAUGUCUAAAAUAGUUGCUUGCACAUAAUACCAGAAAGACCUCCAGAACUGCGAUCUGCUCCUCCACUAGAUUUUAGGAUUGUCUGGAUUUUCUGGGUUGAUUUUGUCUGUAUUUUGAUAACUGUGCAUACUUAUGUAAAAAAAAAAGAAAAAAAAAAAUGUUGGUGGACCCAUAAAUUUACCAGACUUUUUUCUAAGAGGAAAAAAAAUCUCAGUGUUUCUUUUCUGACUUACCUGAAUUUUUACUGUUUCUCUCUCAUUGCUCGCUAAGAAUAGCAAACCUGCUUUUUCUGCAUCUGCUUUGCGUAGCUGUAAGGCUUAACCUAAUGUGUGUAUUUAUUGCUUGUACCUCUGUGCAUACUUUAUGAAGCAUUAUGUCUGGCAGUUGAGUCAUGUAUCCUUUCUACUGCUAUCCUUCUCUAAUAAUUGAGAAUAUGAUCCCCCUAUGUAUACAGUAAAUUGGGACUGUAGCAAACAUAUGUUUAUGUAAUUGGUGAAAACUUUUUUUUGUUUUUUUUUUUUGUUCGUUUGUUUUUUUAUUUUUAUUUUCGAUCGAGAUUCAACUACUUUUUUUGAUACUUUUCAUUACUGUGUACUGUGUCCAUACGUUAAAGGUUCUCUGACAUUAGAAGGUCAUGGUUGAGAAUUGUAACAGACAUUAUUUUCUGUAUUCAUGGCAUUUCACUGCUGAAUAAAAUAAAGGACCAAAACUUGGAAUUUGAAAAAGCAA